AGAAAUGAAAAUCAGAAGAAGGAAUUUUCUCUACCGAUACUUCUGCACUCAUGAGCUUUGACACAGUGUUCCAAUCUAUCGUGUAGCAGUAGCAAUAAAGUCAUGACGAAGAGUGAGAUCAGGUCCUUUACCUUCAGUGGAAUUCUCUUCGAAAGCGAAGCCGAUCUUUCUUUGUCGAAGUUCCAAGGUAGAUCUAAAGAAGCAGGUUUUACUUUUCAGAGAAAAGACUUCUACUUUUCAGAGAAGAGAUCAUCUUUUCGCAUUGCUUUUCCAGCACAGCUGUUGCUUGCUGCAUAGCCGUAUUCUUUUUCCGUGAAACUUACAGCAUCCAUUUGUUCUUGACAGCGACAAUUUCUAGCACGACGAGGACAAGGAUCAGUAACGAGGUUUAGUAGAAAUAGGACGGGGCAACCAGCGUAAGUACUAGUACAAUGUAAGGACAAGCUUCACCUUUCGACAAAACAGAAGUUCGACUUACCUCCCUUCGCAGACGUAUUCUAUGAAAAGCCCGAUCUCCCCUUCAUACUAAACCAAACCACCAUGUCCGUGUUGCUCGAAACUUCCCUCGGCGACAUCGUCAUCGACUUGUUGGUAAAAGACUGCCCCAAAGCGAGCCAGAAUUUUCUCAAACUCUGCAAGGCGAAGUUCUACAACAAUGUGGUUUUCGAUAAAAUCGAGAAGGACUACCUGGCGUUUUUCGGCGCCUCCACGGGAAAACAGCAAAACGAGAAUUGCAGUGCCUGGAACUACAUUUUAGGGAACGAGAAGCACGCGAAAAAGUUCUUCCACGAUGAAAUCCACAAAGACAUUGUCCACGACGCGAAGGGGAUCCUCGCCAUGGCCACCGAGUCCCCGGACAGCAAUGGGAAUCGGGUGUACUUGACGUUGCGCGAGGACCUGGAGCGGUUAGAUGGGGCGCACACAAUUUUCGGCCGGAUCGCGGAGGAGGAGGGGCUGGAGGUACUGGACAAAGUGAACCAGGUGAUGGUCGAUCACUACAAGCGGCCGUUCCAAAACGUAAGGAUAAAACACGUCAUUGUGCUGGAUGAUCCGUUCGACGAUAUUGCGGAUGAGGACGGUAUUUGAGUACAUAGAUGAGGCAAACUUCUCUUGUUUUUUUCUCUGUGGGCCGACGCAUGACUGGUUCUGUCUGUCAUGCAGGGGCCGCGUUUGGAAAUGAAAUUGUUGUCUGACUGCCCAACUUCAGGAACUCUCUUCUAAUUACUUAUCCAGGUUACGAGUCCCCAGCGGAAAUUCUCGACAAGCAAAUCGAAGAUCUUCUCCAGGAGGAAAACGAGGACGCGGAGGCGCAGCUCGACCGUAUCCGCAAGGCAGACGCGAAAUCGCAGGCGAUAACACUGGAACUGUUAAAUGACUUACCCGAUGCGGAUAUGAAACCCCCGGACAAUGUGCUGUUCAUCGCAAAUCUGAACCCGGUGACGCAGGAUUCAGAUUUGCAGCUCCUUUUCGAGCGGUUCGGGUUAAUUCGGUCCUGCCAGAUCAUUCGGGAUUUCAAAACCGGGGAUAGCUUGCAGUACGCAUUUAUUGAGUACGAAGCCGAGCGCGACUGCGAGGAGGCCUUUUUCAAGAUGCAGGGGGUGUUGGUGGACGGCAGGAGAAUCCACUGCGACUUUUCGCAGUCCGUGUCGAAACAGUUCUCGCAGUUCAAAUCCGGAAGAAUUUCCGCGGAUGAAAUAGCGGGGAUGAAGGGAGGGAAGGGGUUGCCCUCCGGGGGUAACAGCAGUGAAAACUACAAGCUGGACAACCCUUUCCUCGCGUUGAACGGGAAAAAAGGAAAGGGGAAGAAGGGCAAAGGAAAGGACGAUUUCUUCGGUUUUGGAAAGGAUCGCGCUUCAGAUAACCCAAACGCAAUUCCAAUUCCUUCGUCUUCUUCCAGACAGUACCUCCACCCGGACGACGCCGCUCAACAUCCGUCUUCCAGAGACGGAGGUAGUUCUAGGCGCGACAGAGACCAUAAUCCUCGGGACAUUAGAGAUCGUGAUCGAGACCGCGAGUACAGUAGGCGAUCGCGGUCUAGGUCACGAGACCGUGGCCGGGAGGCGAAAAGCAAAAAGCACAAUAAAAGCCGAAGCAGGAGCCGAAAGCGGAAAAAAUCCAGGUCGAAAAGUAGGGAUAAAAAGGAGAAGAAACAUGAAAAGAAGAGGAAGUGACUUUUGCUUUUCAGAUGAAGAAGUGAGUACAGGAGCGACUGUCGAUUACUUAGUUUUACUGGGAAUCUGCUUGCGUCAGCGCGAAGAUCCGCGGAAAGAAACAUAAAACGUCUCUAGAGAGUGCGACGGGCGAU
This is a messenger RNA of Amoebophrya sp. A120, 2305 nucleotides long. The record is from the annotation of a GenBank genome assembly. Lineage: Eukaryota; Dinophyceae; Syndiniales; Amoebophryaceae.